UUUUCUCACUGCCGGACAUAGCUUUUUGCCCCGGCGGCGCCCAUGCGCUGAAGCGGCUGCGGCUUCGCAGCGCGACAAAACAUGCCCUUCCAGACCUGCCGCGGCGGAGGGGACUUCCUCUGGGAGCGCCACGCGGGCGGCGCUGGCUCUGCCUUCGCGGAGGCGGAGGAGGAGCUGGGCGCCGAGCGCUUCGGCGGUGCGCUGGAGAAGGGCCAGAAGGCGGUCCAGGCGUUCCGCGCCGCCAGCGACCCCAACGGCGUCCACGACGCCGUGCGCUUGGUGGUGAAGGCGUUGGUGGGGCUCCAGCAGCACGCGCAGGCGCAGGAGUUGGCCAAGGCGGAGCUGGCCAAAUGCCGGGAGGCCGGCCAGCGCCUGGGGGAGGCCAAGAUGCUGAUGUCCCUGGGAGAGGCGAGCCUGGCCAAGGAGGGCAAGGCCAAGGCAGAGGCAGUGAGCUCUUUGAAGGAAGCGAGGUCUAUUUGCCGGAACCAGAACAACAAGGAGUGGGAGGUGAAGGCGCUCCUGACCUUGGCCUGGGUGAACAUGGCGCGGACGGAGGACCUGGGUGCGGUGGAGACCGCGCUGAAGAACGCCAGCGAGGGGCGAGACAUCACCCAGGAGUUUGACAACAAGCGCUUGGAGGCGGAGUGUUUGUACGCCAUGGCGGAGGCGAGGGGCCUGGUGAGCUCCCCGGACGACGCGCUGGACGCGGCGGACGAGGCCAUGGACCUCUUCCUGGAGCUCCGGGACAAGCGUAUGGAAGCCCUGGUGCUUUUGAAGAUGUCGGAGUGGAACCUGAAGCUCGGGGACCAGGCCCGGGCCUUGUCGGACGCCGAGGACGCCCUGGAGAUCUACCAGAUGCUGCAGUCCCCAAAGGAGGUGAAGGCGCUACGGGCGGUCUUCGACGCCCACCUGGCGCGGGGGGACCUCCGCAAGGCGCGGCUCGUGGCUGCGGAGGCGCUGCGCCACUUCCGGGAGCUCGGGGACAAGCCCGCGCAGGUGGAGGCGGUGCGGAUGCUGGUGGAGCUCUACGUGAAGGCCAACCGCGUGGAGGAGGCCUUGACCGCGGCCAAGCGCGGCAUCACCGUGUGCAAGGAGCUGGGGGACGUGGCUUCCCAGGCUUCGCUGAUGCUGACGGUGGCCCGGGCGCGGCUGAGGAUGGCGCAGAUGGACAAGGCCAUCGCCAUCGCCCGGGAUGCCUUCGCCAUGCUCAAGAAGAUCCCGAGCACGACGCAGCGCAUCAGCGAAGACAAGGUGGAGGCGAUGCACGUGCUGAUCGAGGCGAACUAUCACAUGGGCCACAAGGACGAGGCAAUGGACUUGGCGCUGGAGUUCAAGGAGAAGUUCGAGGAGGAGCCCCGGGACCCCCGCGCCUUGGGCCACGCGCUGCUGAUCACCGCCACCUUGGAGUUCAAGCGCGGGGACGUGGAGGAGGCAGCAUCGCACAAUUCCAAAGCCCAGGCGCUCUUCAGCGAGGAGUCGGACAUCUCGGGGGAGGCGGAUGCGCUGAAGAUGCAGGCGGAGAUCCACUGGAAGAAGAACGAGUUCAAGUCGGCCAUCCGCUUCGCCGAGAAGGGCCGAGUCCAGUACCGCGAGCUGGGCAAGCACGAGGGGGAGAUCGCGUGCAUGUACAUGGUCUCUGAGAACGCGGUGCGCUUGGCUGUGAAGGAGGGUGCGCGGAUCUUCAGCGAGGAGCCGAUGCCGCGGCAGGCGCGGGACGCGCUGGAGAAGGGCAUCAAGCUGGCGGAGUCGGGCAUCAAGCUGGCGAAGAAGGAGGGCCUGGCCACGGCCCCGGAGCUCAUGGGCUCGCUGCUCUGCGCGCGGGCGCAGGGCCUCACGCUCAAGGCGCGCUUUGAGGAGGCAUUGGCCUGCGCGGACGAGGCUGUGCUCAUCUACCGGGACCUCAUGUGUUAUCAGCUGGAGGCCAAUGCCUUGAUGUUGGCCUGCGACAACUUACGUGCACUGCAGAAGGUCAAGGAGGCGGCGGAGGCGGCGGACGAGGCCCUGGCGCUGUACCGGCACGUGGGGGACACUGCGGGGGAGAACUUGGCGCUGGAGGUGAUCGCUACCUUCCAGGAGUUCAUGCAGCAGCAGGCCCCUCAGUUUGUGCCGCCGCCGCCGGGCGCCGCUCCGGCGGCCCCGGGGCAAGUGCCAGUGUGGCAGCAGCAGCAGCAGGACGGCGGGCCGCCGGAGGCGGUGGCGAAGGGCCCGGCGGCGCCGCGGGGGCCCGCGGGCCCGGCGCUGGACGUGAAGUCGGGGCUCAGCUUGGAGGUGGUCACCAGCAAGGUGCGGGAGAUCGCGCUGCGGAUCACCGGCGCGGACGAGGAGGAGGUGGAGGUGGACACGCCGCUCAUGGAAGCGGGGCUCACCAGCAACUCCGCCAUCAUCAUGCGCGACGAGCUGUCCCAAGCCUUGCCCGGGGUGCAGCUGCCGGUGACUUUGGUCUUCGACUACCCCUCGGUGUCCGCCAUGACGGAGUUGAUCAUGCAGUCCACCGGCGGCGGGGCCAUCGGAAACUGAGAGGGAGAGGCCGUGCCCUCGGAGUGCGCGAGCGGCAAAAAACGGCCAGGGGCGCGACACAGCGCCCGUGAGCUGUCCGGCUGCCAAGCGGGGGCCAAAAGACGACUUGUUAGUAUUGGGG
Messenger RNA from Effrenium voratum, 2638 nucleotides. The record is from the annotation of a GenBank genome assembly. NCBI's taxonomy places the organism in Eukaryota, Dinophyceae, Suessiales, Symbiodiniaceae.